GGGUUGUCCAAGUAAAAUUUCCAUUCAGUCAUGAGCGGUCAACUCGUGUGCGUUUACAUUAUUUUUUGGCUUUGUGUGAAUUUCGUCGGAUUUAUUCUUGUGCUGAAUUAUUUUUCUACUAUUGAGAAAGUAGACUAAGAGUUCAAUAUGGAUUUGCAUUACGCAAUAUUAUGUUGUUUAUUUAUGAUCUGGCUGCAUACGAUAUGCCUUUACAAAAUAUUUCUGAGAAGUUAUGUUUGUCUUAGCAAGAAGCCGGCCGACAAAGGCAAUUGUUAUGAGGGUUUGUUUCCUGUUCCCGACGAAAUGGAAAACUGCACAGAAGGAGUUUGGGAUUUCCUAAGAGAGCCGGAAAAGGAUUUUAAUGAUUCAGAAGAUCAGAAGGUGGAAAUGCUGGGCGAGGUGGACUCUUCCGACGAAAUUUCAGAUUCUUCAGAAAGGUCAGAAAUGGAGUAUGAGGUUUCAAAGGAACAUAAGAUGGCGGAAAAGGAUUUUAAUGUUUCAAUAGAUCGAAAGGCAGCAAGGCUAGACGAGGUGGAUUCUUCCGACGAGAUCUCAGAUUCUUUAGAAGAGCUGGAAGAGGACUAUGAGGUUCCAAAGGAAUAUAAUUUGGUUGUCAAAAAGAUGGAAACUCUCGUUCAAAUUAAAAAUAUUCAAUUGGAUACUAUGGAAGAGAAGAAUAUCCCGAAGUCCUUUGAAGACCGCUUCAAUGCCAGUCGCCAGAAGAUUCUUUGCAGGAGUCGUCGACAGAAGCGAUCCCUAUUCAAUUUUUUUUCAUCGACAUUUUUAUAUUGAAUUUAAACUGCAAAUACAGUUUUGAAGGGACGCUAAAUUUGCCCUCAACUUU
Drosophila subpulchrella is the source of this 844-nucleotide messenger RNA. RefSeq lists its product as uncharacterized. The record is from RefSeq and is a predicted model, not a curated record. The transcript is spliced from 2 exons. NCBI's taxonomy places the organism in Eukaryota, Metazoa, Arthropoda, Insecta, Diptera, Drosophilidae. Bases 148 to 792 code for a protein of 214 amino acids.